Astrephomene gubernaculifera is the source of this 1611-nucleotide messenger RNA. NCBI's taxonomy places the organism in Eukaryota, Viridiplantae, Chlorophyta, Chlorophyceae, Chlamydomonadales, Astrephomenaceae. The record is from the annotation of a GenBank genome assembly.
CGGAGGAGGUGGAGGAGGGGGAGGAGGUGGGCGCUCCCCUGCCCCUACCACCUCCCCCUCCCCCCCGCUGAGUGACGAGGCGCUGCUGUCGCUGUUGGACGAUGUGAGCCUGCCGGACCUGGUGCAGAGGGUUGGCGGUCUGGAUGUGGAGCUGGACUGGUCGGCUGUGUUGUCGGUGGGUGAGCAGCAGCGGGUGGCGGUGCUGCGGCUGCUGGCGGCACAGCCGGCGCUGGCGUUCCUGGACGAGGCCACCUCGGCGCUGGACGGCCCCACGGAGGCACGGCUGUAUGGACUCAUCCGCAAGCGCAUCGGCUGCUACGUGUCGGUGGGCCACCGGCCGCAGCUGCUGCAGCACCACACCCACGUGCUGGAGUGCCUGGGGGGCGGACGGUGGGGGCUGACCAGCGCGGGGGAGUAUCAGCGCAGGCAGGCGGCGGGAGGGGGAGGAGCGGGAGGUGGAGCGGGAGGGGGGGCGGGAGGGGGAAGGGGAGGAGGAGGACUGCGCAUGUGAGUGGGGUCCGCUGAUCCACUGACCCACCAACUGGAUGACACGGGUCGCUACAUGCUAGCUGGCUAUUGCAACUGACCUGUCUGCGGGCGUAUAGCAAGACUGCAGUAAGGGAGUCCUAAAGGGAGGGGUAACCUCACGACAUCGCGCCAGUUGGAGGGGAGUGACCCACGGGUCACCCGUUGCCUCGAGCGCCUCUCACACGUAUUGGCCUCGCCGACGUACGUAACUCAUUGAGCCUGAUUCGCAUGCUUGAUCUGCGUGUGUGUUUAAGGAACAGCCGUCGUCACUUGAUUGGUCAUGGUUUAUUAUGCGAUGUGUUACUCACCGCUCAUCCAUGUAUGUUGGUGUAGAGGUGGGAAGGCUUGUCCGUGUUACGUUCUUAUGCUGUUUGUGAGUAGUACUAGAAAUGCAUCGUCCUGCCUGUUAUAUCUAGGAGGUUUAACUGUUGCCUCGAAACUCGACCUGCGUGCUGCGUUGUGCUGUACAGCUGCGUUUCGUUGUGCUGUGUUCCGCUGUGCUCUGCGUGCUGCGUUGCUACCGUAUCCCACCCCGUCCCUGCUGGCUGGCUGUAUCCGGGCUGGCUGGCAGGGUUAAGGCUGGGCAGAUGGGCGGUGGGGGGGGCGCGUGCCCUGACGUGCCUUGCGUUCGACUGGGGCCCUCUGAGGCGGUGUGAAGUAGUUUAAUUGCAUGUGCAUGAUAAGGAGCAUUGUGCUUUUGGCUUUGCGUUUGUAGUCGUCGUGUAGGAGGGCUGAUGUCUUACAGACGGAGUACGUCUGACGCACGCUAUCUAGCUGAAUUCCUAAUCUGGAUACAGGGUUUAGUUUCCGCGGGCAAUUGUGAUGGACAGUAGUGGGUGCCUGGGUGGUAUAUGCGGGCGUAGUAGCCAGCACGCCCCAGUGGGAGGACGUUUGCUUGUGGGUGUACGUUGUAGCAGUUUUAAGUAUGUGGUAUUUGGAGCUGUUGGGAGGCGGAUUUGCUUGCUGCAUGUUUUGCCGUGAAACUAGCAGGUGGGGUCAUCUAGCAUGUAGGGGCGCAUAUGCAUUGGUAUGUGGCCCUCACUUGGCCCUUACCGCUGCUGCUGUUGUAACCGUUGUUGGGAG